UGACCAGCUUUGAACUUCAACUAUCAACUUUCAUCUAGAAAGAUCAAAUUUAAUAUUUUGACAUCUUCGCAACACCAGCAUUCACUUCAUUAACAAUGUCUGCCAAGAGAAUAAUCACUGUAUUUGGUGCCACUGGCAAGCAGGGCGGGGCCAUCGUCAAGACCUUUUUGAACGACCCAGAGCUGAACAGCACCUGGACUGUCCGCGCUGUUACCCGUGAUGUCUCCAAGGACUCAGCCAAGACACUUGCUUCACAGGGCGCUGAAGUCGUCGCAGCCGAUCUCACUGAUAAAGCCACUCUCGCUAAGGCUCUUGAGGGCUCUGACACGGUCUAUGCGGUGACCAACUAUUGGGAGAAGCUCGACAUGGCGCUCGAGGAGCAGCAGGGCCGCAACAUUGCUGACGCUGCCAAGGAAACUGGUGUGAAGCAUCUCAUCUGGAGCUCCCUUCUCGAUGUUGCUAAAUUAUCCAACGGCAAAUAUACUCACCUCUACCACUUCGACAGCAAAGCCCACGUAGAGGAAUACGUGCGCGAGCUCGGGAUCCCAGCUACUUUCUUUAUGCCAGGCUUCUAUAUGCCUAAUAUCCCCGGCCAGAUGCUGUCGAAGCGAGGCGAGAACUGGGUCUUCAGCUUGCCUAUUGCGUCUACAUCGCCUAUUCCUCUCUACAACCCAGCCGACACGGGUAACUACGUCAAGGCCAUCGUGAACAACAAGGAGGCCUUACUAGGCAAGCGGUUCCUCGGCGCGACCGAGUAUCUCACAGCGCAAGGGGUUGUCGACACUUUUAAGAAGGUGUUCCCCGAGGACGGCAGAUCCGCGAUGUAUUACGAGACACCCAAGGAGGGCUACUUCGGCUUCAUGAAGAGCACCGGGAUGCCUGACUUUGUCGUUGAGGAGUUGUACGAGAACAUGGUUCUCAUGCAGGAUUUCGGAUACUAUGGCGGCGAGCCGCUUGAUGAGUCGCUCGGAUUUGUCAAGGACAAGCUCACCACCUGGGCUGAAUACACCAAAGAGGCUCCCGCAUUUGCUGGUCUGAAGUAAACAUGAUGCUCGAUGUUGGCGGCACAUACUAGCAUACAAGAUAGUUAAAUCAUAGAUGGUUUCCCAUCAGUUUCAUUGUGUAUUGGCGCAAAGUGUCUUGUAAUUUGGACAAGGAAGUGAGCAUGAUGACAGUCAGUAGCUAGGCUGGCUUCGCAUCAUAAAUUGAAAAAUAAUUCGUUGGACGCAGUGUGCCCAAUGUGUAUAUAGAAGAAAUGGUCGGAUCGUAUUUAGAAGAAGCUGGCAUUUUGAUGCGAAUCAAUCAAGAUGUUGAACUUGGCACGUGAGUU
Molecule: messenger RNA, 1330 nt
Organism: Xylaria bambusicola
Lineage: Eukaryota; Fungi; Ascomycota; Sordariomycetes; Xylariales; Xylariaceae
Product: NMRAL1 protein
Exons: 4
Coding region: 96-1043 (315 amino acids)
Source: RefSeq, a predicted model, not a curated record